Messenger RNA from Adineta steineri, 1032 nucleotides. Lineage: Eukaryota; Metazoa; Rotifera; Eurotatoria; Adinetida; Adinetidae. The record is from the annotation of a GenBank genome assembly.
AUGUGGUACAUUUGGAUUUUUAUAUAUUCUAUUCUAAUCAAGCUUAGUUCGUCUUUACCUACGACGACGACGAGUAAUGAGUUUUAUGAUUAUCAACAAAAUAGAUUAUUGCAAUCAGCAGAUCCUACUAAUCAAUCUGUUUCAUCGAAUAUCUGUUCAUUACAAUCAAUUAAUAUUGAUACACGAGCAAGUGAUACUAAUACAUUUGGUUUUACAUCAUCUUGGCAAUUAAAUACAGUAGAAAAUACUUCAAAUUCAACAAUAUUGAAUAUAAUUCAAAUAAUAUUUACAAUUCCUUAUACAAUUUCAAAUAAUUCUAUUUUUAAUAAAACUGUAUUUAUUACAGAUGUAGUACAUAAUCAAUUACUAGCAUCUCUAACUAAUAUAUGUAUUAAUGGAUCAUCAUUUAUUAUUAAUUAUUCAACGACUAUAUCAUUACCACAUAAUAUUUGUUUAUAUUUAUUAUUAAAUCUAACAUCAUCAACGGUUCUUAAAGAAAUCAUUUUUUGUCGUACGAUUGAUUAUUCAUAUAAUGAUACAUCAUCAACAGAUAACAGUCAAACUGACACAAAUCAAUCUGUAGGACCUAGUGUAUAUUUUAUUAUUUCACAAAGUAUUAUUAUUCUGAUUAUGAUGUUCACUAUAUAUGCAGUACAAACAGUUAGAAAGAAAAGUCUUCUAAAUCGUAUUGGUCAACUUGUAAUUCGUAGUCGACCAUAUAAGACUAUAUUUGGUCAUAAAACAGAUGUACGUAAUGAUAAUAAUACUGAUAAUAUUCCAAUAAAUUCAGCAAAUGCACUUCAAGUUGGUUUAAAUCAAAUAGUUUUACAUCGUUCUUUGGCAUCGAUACCAAGUCUUCAUUUAACUAUACCUACACCUACGGAAGAACAAGUAUUAGCUGCAAAUGAUUUAACAUCAACCAUUUAUGAUCGAAGAAUGUCAAGACCAUUUAUCAAUCGUGACUUAAUCGAUGUUAAAGAAUUUACUAAAAGAAUCAGUACACCAAAUGAAAGUUCCACUGAUAUUCAAUAA